Messenger RNA from Macrosiphum euphorbiae (potato aphid), 969 nucleotides. The record is from the annotation of a GenBank genome assembly. Lineage: Eukaryota; Metazoa; Arthropoda; Insecta; Hemiptera; Aphididae.
AUGUUUAAUGAAAUUGAACAAUUUAUAAAUAAUUGCAACACUUGCAAUAAAUUUCAAAAUUCAAAUAAAAAAAGCCCUCUAAUUCCUCAUGAAGUUCCAAAUUACCCGUAUGAAAAGGUAGGAGCAGAUAUUCUAUCCUUUGAGGGUACAGACUAUUUAGUUAUUGUUGACUAUUACUCAAAAUGGUUUGAUUUAAUUAAAUUAAAAUACAAGACUGCUAGUGAAAUAAUUAAAAAAAGUAAACAAAUAUUUAGUACACAUGGUAUACCAAAAACCUUCAUAGCUGACAAUAUGCCGUUUAACUCAAGUGAAUUCAUAACUUUUUCUAAAACUUGGAAUUUCACAGUUGUUACAUCUAGUCCCCAUUACCCACAAAGCAAUGGCCUAGCUGAAAGGACAGUACAAACUAGUAAAAAAUUACUUAAAAAAGCCCUAGAAGAAGGAUGUGAUGUAGAGGCAAUGCUUCUAGAAUAUAGAUGCACCCCAAUAAUCAGUCUGCAAGCAUCUCCAGCAGAACUAUUAUUCAGUAGGAUUUUAAGAACUAAAUUACCAAUAGCUAACAAAUUAUUAGAACCCAGACUCCAACAUAAAGUACAAACUAAACUAAAAGCAUUCCAGCAAAAAUACAAAUCCAAUUAUGACAAAACAGCUACCAAAAAAGAAACACAAUUUAAACCUAAUACAAAUAUAUUAAUACAAAAUAAUAAAGUGUGGUUACCGGGGAAGGUCAUAGCUAAGGCAAAUGCACCCAGAUCAUACCUUGUUGAAAACAAUAAUGGUACAAUUAUCAGAAGAAAUACUAAACACUUAAAAAAUACUAAAAUUAAUAUUACAGGAAACAGUAAGGAGGGAAACAUAGAGGGGAAAUCAAAAGUGAAAAAUAAGUCUAACAAAAGUGUCUUGGUGAAAGAGCUAUCAACCAGACCCAUAAGAAAAAAAAAGUACCUAACAGAUUUAAAAAUUUUGUAA